Molecule: messenger RNA, 836 nt
Organism: Arachis ipaensis
Lineage: Eukaryota; Viridiplantae; Streptophyta; Magnoliopsida; Fabales; Fabaceae
Source: RefSeq, a predicted model, not a curated record
AUUAUCUUAUUAUANNNNUUAUUUUGAUUAGAAUAAAAUUUCUUUUCGAUCCUUAAUCAUUUACGAAUUUGACCUAGCGCCCCCUCACCAUUAGAAAUUAACAACACGACCUUCAUCGAUUCUCUCUGUGUGACCAAAAGGACUCUUUUGUCGGUUUACGGGUAAAAAAUAACCGGAAGAUCCUAUCUGUACCGAUAACUGUUAUACGUGGACCGAGUGUUGUUGAUAGGAUAGAAUCCAUGUACACAGUCAUCAAAAACGCUGCAGUUUUGAUUCCAGUUCUUAAUAAGAGUACUAUCAAAUGUUAAUGUGAACCCUAAAUAUCAAAUCUCACCUUGCAUUCAGUGAUGAACAUGGAAGAACAUUCAUCAGGUUCAAUCCGUCGUUCAUGGAAAGAGAAGUCGACGGGAGCUUCAAGCGACAACUCUGACAAUGUUGGCAUGGCAACGAAGAAGUUCACAAAUCCAAACUGUUAUUGUGGAGCUCAUGCGAUUCUCUUUGAAUUCACCACAUCAAAUAAUCCAAAUAGGUUGUUCUUUGGUUGCAAUUAUUUCAAGACUCCUUCAACGCAUUGCAAAUAUUUUAAGUGGCUGGAUGAGCUGAUAACUGAGUCUGGCUACACGGUGGUAGAAGACCAGAAGAUGGAAGUUCAUGGGAGAUUGAAGGAGUUGGAGGACAAAAUUAAAGAGAUGGAGAUUAAGCUAUAGAUGUGUUAUCAUGGCAUUUGUCAUUAUUGUUGUUGUUAGAUUUUUUAUUACUGCACUUUAGUCUAAUAGGAUGUAAAAAAAUUAUAACUUAUUUUGGAUGUUGAUGUUAUGAACUAGAUGCACAUUAUG